Molecule: messenger RNA, 672 nt
Organism: Nicotiana attenuata
Lineage: Eukaryota; Viridiplantae; Streptophyta; Magnoliopsida; Solanales; Solanaceae
Exons: 2
Coding region: 1-672 (223 amino acids)
Source: RefSeq, a predicted model, not a curated record
AUGAAACUUAUUGAUUUCACAGAGGCAAUUGCAAACAGUGAGGGUUCUAAAUCGAAUUCUUUGAUAGAAGAUGUCUCUUCGUUUUGUGAUAAGAAUGGUAUUGUAAUCCCAAAAAUGGAUGAGAAGUAUGCACUUGGAAAGCCGAAGCGUAAAAGCUCAACUGUUACAUAUACCCAUAUUUUGUAUGUAGAGGUUUUUUGUGCUGCUAUUGAUUUGCAACUUUUGGAGCUUAACAAUUAUUUUAGUGAAGUGAAUACUGACCUGCUUCUUGGUAUGGCUAGUUUUAGUCCCAAUGGUUCUUUUGCAAAUUAUGAUAAAAACAAGAUUAUCAAUCUUGCUACAUAUUAUCCAAAUGAGUUCACUGCUUCUAAGCUUGAAGAUAUUGGUUGUGAGCUUGACAACUAUAUUGACUAUGUGCAAGAAAUGAACAAUGCAUUCUCUAGCUUGAAGGGCUUGCUGAGUGUGAUAUUACCUGUGGCUACUGCAACGGUCGAAAGGGCUUUUUCAUCAAUGAAGUUUACGAAAAAUGAUUUGCGAAGCAGGAUUGGUGAUGGCUUUUUGAAUGAUUGUUUAGUUUGUUUUAUAGACGAUGAAGUAUUUGAAAGUGUACCUAAUGAUGCGAUCAUUGAUCGUUUUCAAAACAUGACAAGCCGUCGAGUGCAAUCGAAAUGA